Molecule: messenger RNA, 2882 nt
Organism: Petromyzon marinus (sea lamprey)
Lineage: Eukaryota; Metazoa; Chordata; Hyperoartia; Petromyzontiformes; Petromyzontidae
Product: sodium-dependent lysophosphatidylcholine symporter 1-B-like
Biological process (GO): carbohydrate transport
Cellular component (GO): plasma membrane
Molecular function (GO): symporter activity
Source: RefSeq, a predicted model, not a curated record
CGCGGAGCUCGGCACACCCUCUCCAAUCCAUCAACUCCGAACCCGACCCAACCCACUUGCUUGCCCUGCCUCCCUACGUUCGAAUGUUACGGGGUGGUGGGGGUCGAUUGCCUUCGUCUGGCUUUCUGUGAGCGGCGUGGAGCGGAUGCGAUUUGGGGUGGAGCUCGAGGCUUUGGUUGGGUCGCGUAACGCAGCUCGUGAGGUUGUCCAGGGUUUUUUUUGGUUUUUAGAGGAAGAAGAUCCUCCCAGCAGCAAGUACGGCGUUGAUUUCCUUGGUGUCCAUCCAUAGCAGCAGCAACAGCAGCAGCAACAGCUUAUUGUAUUGCCAUUCGCAAGGGCUGCGUUUGGCAUUGCUGCGGCUGGAAAUAGAAGCGCAGCACUGGUAGAGAGAGAGACAGAGAGAGAGAGACAAAGAUAGACACACAACAAACCCGUAGGGAAGAAUCAAUUUAUUAUUGUAUCGCUUUAACAGUUGUUGAACGAUGGCGAAAGGCGAGGGCAAAGGUGCCGAUAGCAGUAACAGCGGGAGCGAGUCCUCCCUCCCCGAGUCCAACCUGCUCAACCAAGAAUCUUGCAAGGAGCCCAAGAGCACAAAGCUGUCUGUGAUGAGCAAGAUUUGUUUCGGGAUUGGUGGCGCCCCUUACCAGAUGACCGGCAGCGCCAUCGGAUUUUUCUUUCAAAUAUUCCUUCUUGACGUGGCGCAGCUGAAGCCGUUCUACGCGUCCGUGAUUCUGUUCGCGGGGAGAGCGUGGGACGCGCUCACGGACCCCGCCGUGGGCUACUUUGUGAGCAGGAGCCGGAGGACUCGCUACGGAACGCUUCUGCCAUGGAUCGCGGUGUCGACACCGCUGGGGGUGAUCACCUACUUCCUGCUGUGGGUGGUGCCGCCCGGUGACAUACAGAUGGAGCUGAAGGUCCUGUGGUACCUGCUGUGGUACUGCCUCUUCCAGACGCUGCUCACGUGCUUUCACGUGCCAUACUCGGCGCUCACAAUGUUCCUGAGCGACAGCCAGAAGGAGAGGGACUCUGUGACCGGCUACCGCAUGACGGUGGAGGUGCUGGGCACGGUGAUGGGCGCCGCCAUCCAGGGGCAGAUCUCGCAGGCCUUCGCGAGCGGCAAGAGUCGCGUCAAGUGCGAGGGCCUCGCCAACUCGUCGUCCCUCUACUCCCCCAACGCCACGAGCGCCCCCAACGCCACCGACCUGUGGGUCACCCCCGGGGUCGCGGCCAGCUCCGACGACGAGCACCUCGAGAUGCUGCGAAUGGGCUACAUGGUGGGCGCCGCCGUCAUCGCUGGCCUCUACCUCCUCUGCGCCGUCACGGUGUUCUUCGGGGUGAAGGAGCGCGACGACGGGAAUUGCUCGCAGACGGAGAAGGUCGUGCCAUUUGCCACGGGCGUCCGCCUGGUGCUGCAGCACGGCCCCUACAUGAAGCUAAUCUUCGCCUUCCUCUUCACCUCGCUGGGAUUCCUGCUGGUGGAGGGAAACUUUGCUCUUUUCUGCGUUUACACGGCCGGGUUUGAGAAUGACCUCCAGCACAUCGUGCUGACGAUCCUGGGCACCGCGGCGCUGUCCAUCCCGCUGUGGCAGUGGUUCAUGGGAAUGUUCGGGAAGAAGGCGGCCGUGUAUGUUGGCAUGCUGUGGAUCUUUCCAUUCCUCUGCAUCCUCUACUUCAUCUCCGAUAACCUGGCGGUGGCCUACAUUGUGGCCGCUGCGUCGGGGAUCAGCGUGGCAGCCGCGUACCUCCUGCCCUGGUCCAUGCUUCCGGACGUGGUCGACGAUUUCCGCCUGAAAUACCCGGACAUGAAGGGCAUCGAGGCCAUCUUCUACUCAUUCUACGUCUUCUUCAUUAAGUUCGCCUCCGGCGUAUCGCUCGGGGUGUCCACGCUCAGCCUCGAGUUCGCGGGCUACGUGACGAACGCGUGCGAGCAACCGCCUACCGUGUCGAUGACGCUGAAGCUGCUCGUGGUGCCCAUCCCCAUCCUCCUCAUCGUGCUCGGCCUCCUCAUCUUCCGGACGUACCCCAUCGACGAGGCGCGACGCAAGCGCACCAGCGAGGAGCUGUUGAAGCAGAGAGCGGAGAAGGCGCCGCUCGAGCUGACCGAGGAGAGACAGAGCAACGUCUGAAGACGGUGACUGCGAGCGUUCCUGGCGAUGGCCGGAGGCGCCAACCUCCGUCCGUCGCCACCUCGCUCGCUCGCUCGCCCGCGUGGCGGCGGCGGCGGCGGCGGCGGCGGCGGCGUCGGCGAGAGGGGUGAGGAGCGAUCCACGCCGAGGUGGGGUGGGGUGAGGGGUGGGGUGGGGGAGUUGGAGGGGUUGAGGCCCGGCCUCGCACCGAGCAUAACGAAACAAAAAAUCCACGUCAGAGGAAACAAAACAAAACUGUUCUACCGAUGCGUUAUUUGUCCCGACAAGCACCGAAGGGCUCGAGGUGGUUGGGGGGAGGGGGGGGGGCGGUACGAAGUUGGAAGAGUUGCGCUGUGGGGGAGUUCCCCCGAGCAACGAUUGGAAGUGCCCGUCGAGGCCCUGCAGGAUCCGCUGUGGCGCUGGUCUCACUCGCGCCCGCACGGCAAGCUGGGGAAUCCGCGUCUCCUCUCGUUACAACGUUUUUGUUGUUAUAUAUAUAUGUAUGUAUACGCAUACGAUGUUUUAUUACGUUUUAUUUUUCCCGUUUUUUUUCUCCUUCGCUUGCACUUUUUUUAAGUGUUUGAGAAAAUGAGAAAAAUGAGCAUUCCCGCGGCUCCCCCACCCCCCGAAUGGUUAUUAGUGAGGUGUACGGUGUCUAAAGCACAACAACAUCCACUUGAAAAUAUUUUCCCCCUGGAACAAUUUUUGUUUGUCCGAACCCGCACACCGCCUCCAGCAGCGAGGAGGUUUAAAAAA